CUCUUCCAGGGCAGUCCAAUGGACCCGAUGGUGAUGAAGAGGCCGCAGUUGUACGGGAUGGGCAGUAGCCCUCACUCGCAGCCCCAGCAGAGCAGCCCCUACCCUGGCGGGUCCUAUGGGCCCCCCGGCCCCCAGCGGUACCCCAUUGGCCUCCAAGGCCGCACCCCAGGGGCCAUGGCAGGGAUGCAGUUCCCUCAGCAGCAGGUGCCGCCUCAGUACGGACAGCAAGGUCUGAGUGGUUACUGCCAGCAGGGCCAGCAGCCGUAUUACAACCAGCAGCCUCCGCCUCCGCACCUCCCUCCGCAGGCGCAGUACCUGCCCUCGCCGUCCCAGCAGAGGUACCAGCCGCAGCAGGACAUGUCUCAGGAAGGCUAUGGAACUAGGCCUCAACCUCCGCUGGCUCCCGGGAAACCCAACCAUGAAGAUUUGAACUUAAUCCAGCAAGAAAGGCCAUCAAGUUUACCGGACCUGUCCGGCUCCAUUGACGACCUCCCCACGGGCACGGAAGCAACUCUGAGCUCAGCAGUUAGCGCCUCGGGGUCCACGAGCAGCCAGGGGGAUCAGAGCAAUCCGGCACAGUCCCCCUUCUCCCCACACGCCUCCCCGCACCUCGCCAGCAUCCCCGGGGGCCCGUCGCCCUCCCCCGUGGGCUCGCCUGUCGGGAGCAACCAGUCAAGGUCCGGCCCCAUCUCUCCUGCAAGUAUUCCAGGCAGCCAGAUGCCGCCGCAGCCCCCCGGCAGCCAGUCGGAGGCCAGCGUCCACCCCGCUAUGAGCCAGUCUCCGAUGCCCCAGGAGAGAGGCUUUAUGGCAGGCUCACAGAGAACCCCUCAGAUGUCUCAGUACGGACCCCAGCAGACAGCACCGCCCAUGUCACCCCACCCUUCUCCGGGGGGCCAGAUGCACCCUGGAAUCAGCAGCUUUCAGCAGAGCAACUCCAGUGGGACAUACGGUCCGCAGAUGAGCCAGUAUGGACCCCAAGGUAACUACUCCAGACCCCCCACGUAUAGCGGGGUGCCCAGCGCGAGCUACAGCGGCCCCGGGCCCGGCAUGGGUGUCAAUGCGAACAGCCAGAUGCACGGACAGGGGCCCAGCCAGCAGUGUGGGGCUAUACCCCUGGGACGAAUGCCACCGGCCGGGAUGCAAAGCAGACCGUUUCCUGGAAACCUGAGCAGCAUGACCCCCAGCUCUCCCGGCAUGCCGCAGCAGGGAGGGCCAGGGAUGGGGCCGCCCAUGCCCACUGUGAACCGUAAGGCUCAGGAGGCGGCCGCGGCCGUGAUGCAGGCUGCUGCAAACUCGGCGCAAAGCAGGCAGGGCAGCUUUCCCGGCAUGAAUCAGGGUGGACUGAUGGCCUCCAGCGCACCCUACAGCCAGCCAAUGAACAACAGCUCAGGCCUGAUGAGCACGCAGGUCCCGCCCUACAGCAUGACGCCCAACAUGGUCAACAGCUCCACAGAUAUGGUGUCUCCUGGAGAGUCCAAAUUGCCCCUCAAAGCCGACGGCAAAGAAGAAGGGCCCCCGCCGCCCGAGAGCAAGUCAAAGGACAGCUACAGCACUCAGGGUAUUUCCCAGCCCCCAACCCCAGGCAACCUGCCCGUCCCUUCCCCCAUGUCCCCGAGCUCCGCCAGCAUCUCCUCCUUCCACGGAGAUGAGAGUGACAGCACCACCAGCCCCGGCUGGCCAAAGACCCCAUCCAGCCCCAAGUCCAGCUCAUCCACCACCACCGGGGAGAAGAUCACAAAGGUGUAUGAGCUGGGGAACGAGCCAGAGAGGAAGCUGUGGGUGGACCGAUACCUCACCUUCAUGGAAGAAAGAGGCUCUCCCGUCUCCAGCCUGCCCGCCGUGGGCAAGAAACCCUUGGACUUGUUCCGACUCUACAUGUGUGUCAAAGAGAUCGGAGGCUUGGCCCAGGUGAAUAAAAACAAGAAGUGGCGUGAGCUGGCAACCAACCUCAACGUUGGCACUUCCAGCAGCGCCGCCAGCUCCCUGAAGAAGCAGUACAUCCAGUACCUGUUUGCCUUCGAGUGCAAGAUCGAGAGAGGGGAAGAGCCCCCACCGGAGGUCUUCAGCACUGGGGACACCAAGAAGCAGCCCAAGCUCCAGCCACCCUCUCCUGCUAACUCAGGAUCUUUGCAAGGCCCGCAGACCCCGCAGUCCACUGGCAGUAACUCCAUGGCAGAGGUUCCAGGUGACUUGAAGCCACCAACGCCGGCCUCCACCCCCCACGGACAGAUGACCCCAAUGCAGGGUGGGAGAAGCGGCACGAUCAGCGUGCACGACCCCUUCUCGGAUGCCAGUGACUCAUCAUUCUCCAAACGGAACUCCAUGACCCCGAAUGCCCCGUACCAGCAGGGCAUGAGCAUGCCGGACAUGAUGGGCAGGAUGCCUUACGAGCCUAACAAGGACCCCUUUGGUGGAAUGAGAAAAGUGCCUGGAAGCAGCGAGCCCUUCAUGACGCAAGGACAGGCGGCCAACAGCAGCAUGCAGGACAUGUACAACCAGAGUCCUGCGGGAGCCAUGUCCAGCCUGGGCAUGGGCCAGCGGCAGCAGUUCCCUUACGGGGCCAGUUACGACCGGAGGCAUGAACCAUACGGGCAGCAGUACCCGGGCCAAGGCCCUCCCUCAGGACAACCCCCAUAUGGAGGCCACCAGCCUGGCCUGUAUCCGCAGCAACCGAACUACAAGCGCCACAUGGACGGCAUGUAUGGGCCGCCAGCCAAGCGCCACGAGGGCGACGUGUACAGCAUGCAGUACGGCGGCCAGCAGCAGGAGCUGUACGGCCAGUACGGAGGCUCCUACUCGGGCCCGGACCGCAGGCCCCUGCAGGGCCAGUACCCGUACCCCUACAACCGGGAGCGGCUGCAGGCGCCCGGGCAGAUGCAGCCGCACGGGCUCCCGCCGCAGAUGCUGGGUGGGCCCCUGCAGGCCGCCUCCAGCGAGGGUCCCCAGCAGCCCGUGUGGGCGGCGCGCAACGAUAUGCCUUAUCCCUACCAGGCCCGGCAGGGCCCCGGCGGCCCAGCCCAGGCGCCCCCCUACCCCGGCGUGAGCCGCACCGAGGAGAUGCUGGUGCCCGACCAGCGGAUCAAUCACGAGAGCCAGUGGCCUUCCCACGUCAGCCAGCGUCAGCCUUACAUGCCGUCGUCCGCCUCCAUGCAGCCCCUCACGCGGCCCCCGCAGUCCUCCUACCAGACACCACCAUCACUGCCAAACCACAGCUCCAGGGCGCCCAGCCCCGCGUCCUUCCAGCGCGCCCUGGAGAACCGCAUGUCGCCCAGCAAGUCCCCCUUCCUGCCCUCCAUGAAGAUGCAGAAGGCCAUGCCCUCGGGGCCCUCCUCGCAGGUGGCCGGCCCAGCGCCCCAGCCACCCCCCAUCCGGAGGGAGCUCACCUUUCCUGCCGGCUCCGUGGAAGCCUCGCAGCCCGUCUUGAAACAGAGGCGGAAGAUUACCUCAAAAGACAUUGUAACUCCUGAGGCCUGGCGCGUGAUGAUGUCCCUCAAAUCAGGUCUCCUGGCCGAGAGCACCUGGGCUCUGGACACUAUAAAUAUCCUCCUGUAUGAUGACAGCACGGUCGCCACCUUCAAUCUCUCCCAGCUGUCGGGGUUCCUUGAGCUUCUGGUGGAGUACUUCAGAAAAUGCCUCAUCGACAUCUUCGGGAUUCUCAUGGAGUACGAAGUGGGAGACCCCAGCCAAAAAGCCCUGGGGCAGGCGCGCAGAGGGGAGGGCUCGCCCCCCGCCGAGGCGGCAGGGGGAGAGGAGGAGGAGGCCGCCGCCGCGGGGAUGGAGGAUGAGGAGGAGGACGACGAGGAGGAGGAGGACGAGGACGAGGAGGACGGCGAGAAGGCCGAGGCGGAGGAGGACCGGAGCGGUGCGGCCCUCGCCUCCCCGGAUGCCGCCCCCGCGGAGACGCCCAAGCAGGCGAGCAAGUUCGACCGGCUGCCCAUCAAGGUGGUCAAGAAGAACCGCCUGUUCGUGGUGGACCGCUCCGACCGGGUAACAGUUUGGCAGGAGGGAGGGGGCGGGCGGGCGCCGCGCCGGCGCCCGCCGCGCGCCCCGGGCGCCAGCAAGAGGGUGCCGGCGGCGCCCGAGCCGCCCGAGAAGCGCUUCCUGGCCACCAUCGACGACGUGCUGUCGGCGCGGCCGGGGGCGCUGCCCGAGGACGCCGCGCCCGGCGGCGGCCAGCCGGACAGCAGCAAGCUGCCCCUGGGCAUCCACCAGGCCAAGAGCCACCGCAGCAUCCUGCUGCUGGAGGACGAGCCGCGCAGCCGCGACGAGGCGCCGCUGUGCACCAUCGCGCACUGGCAGGACUCGCUGGCCAAGCGCUGCCUCUGCGUGUCCAACAUCGUGCGCAGCUUGUCCUUCGUGCCUGGCAACGACGCCGAGAUGUCCAAGCACCCGGGCCUGGUGCUGAUCCUGGGCCAGCUGAUCCUCCUGCACCACCAGCACCCCGAGCGCAAGCGGGCCCCGCAGACGUACGAGAAGGACGACGACGAGGACCAGGGGGCGGCCUGCAGCAAGGACGAGUGGUGGUGGGACUGCCUCGAGGUGCUGAGGGACAACACGCUGGUCACGCUGGCCAACAUUUCCGGGCAGCUGGACUUGUCCGCGUACACGGAGAGCAUCUGCCUGCCCAUCCUGGAUGGCCUGCUACACUGGAUGGUGUGCCCUUCGGCAGAGGCGCAAGACCCCUUUCCCACCGUGGGGCCCAACUCGGUCCUGUCGCCCCAGAGACUCGUGCUGGAAACCCUCUGUAAACUCAGCAUCCAGGACAACAACGUGGACCUCAUCCUGGCCACGCCGCCCUUCAGCCGCCAGGAGAAAUUCUACGCGACGUUAGUUAGGUACGUUGGGGACCGCAAGAACCCAGUCUGUCGAGAAAUGUCCAUGGCGCUCUUAUCGAACCUCGCCCAAGGGGACGCGUUAGCCGCGCGGGCGAUCGCUGUGCAGAAGGGAAGCAUUGGGAACUUGAUAAGCUUCCUGGAGGACGGGGUCACGAUGGCCCAGUACCAGCAGAGCCAGCACGGCCUCCUGCACAUGCAGACCCCUCCGCUGGAGCCCCCCAGCGUGGACAUGAUGUGCAGGGCGGCCAAGGCGCUGCUGGCCAUGGCCAGGGUGGACGAGAACCGCUCCGAGUUCCUCUUGCACGAGGGCCGGCUGCUGGACAUCUCGAUAUCGGCGGUCCUGAACUCCCUGGUGGCGUCUGUCGUCUGUGACGUACUCUUUCAGAUCGGGCAGUUAUGACCCAAGUGAGGCGCAAGCACUCGUGGGUGUAGAUGGCCGCCUAGCGCCGCUGCCCGCCUUCUGUCCUUGUCUAUCCAGCGGGAGGAAGAAGGAGACGCAGUCUUGCUCCUCUGCCCCCUUCACUAUUUACCAAUUGGGAAUUAAAGAAAUCAUUCAUUCGAACAGUUAUUGAAAUCAAUAUUUGCCAUCUCUGUGUAAAAGUACAUGUCUUUAAAACACACACACACACACAAUUUUUUUUUAACCAAAGUUGCUGUCUAAUGCAUUCAAAGGUCACUUUUGUUUCUCAUAGAGUUUCCUUUUGUAGUCGUUCUUUUUCCAUGUCGUAUUGCUUUUUUAUUUUUAUUUUUAAAUUCUGAGGAAGCAAAUUGACUCUAGAGAAAAAUAUUGUGGUAACAUGUGCUACGGUGGGAAAACUUUACCACAUCGAGGCCAAAAGGGUGAAAGACGAUCCAUUUCCUACAUGUUUUAUUUUUUUAAGAUCAGGAAAAGAAACAACAAAAACCCUGUUAUCCCAUCACCCCCAGCUCUGUGCAAUAGAAACUUCUAGAGAUGUGGGGAUCGGAGCUCAAGGUCAGUCAGUUGUCAGACUUUGAAAUGACAAAGCUGGUCUCUCCACAGGAAAAUGGUUACAUUAGGCCAGGCGCAAAAAAUAGUCAUUUUCUACGUUACGAUUGAAAAUCCGGACCUGACCAUGGUGAUCAGUGACCACCUGCUUCCUCACCACUCUAGCCCCGUCCGCUGUCUGUCGUCCGACCUUCCACAUGGCAGUUUUCACAAUUCCUUUCAUCAUUUAAAAAAAAAAAUUUUUUUUUACUGCCUAUGGGCUGUGAUGUAUAUAGAAGUUGUACAUUGAACAUACCCUCAUUUUUUUUUCUUUUUUUUAGUACAGAGGUUUUUGUUCGUUUCUUUUUCAGGAUGUGGUAACUACAAAGUGAUGGUAGAUUGAAAUAAUUUUUUAUUUUUAUUUUAUAUAUUUUUUCAUUAGGGCCAUAGCUCCAAAAAGAAAGAAAGAAAGAAAAAGAGGGGGAAAAGAAAAAAAAACAAAAAAAUAAUAAAAAAGAAAGAGGGUAAUGUACAAGUUUCUGUAUGUAUAAAGCCAUGCUCUAUCUCGGGAGAGCAGCUGGUCACAGUUUGCUUCAUGGAUCAAGGUGUGGAAAUGGUUGCAUAUACGGAUCGAUUUAGGAAAUGGUUACCAGUACAGACAAAAGAAAAAGAAACACAACUAAAAGGAAGAAACACAACUUCAAAGAUUUUUCAGUGAUGAAAAUUCACAUUUGUAUUUCAAGAUAAUGUAGUUUAAAAAAAGAAGAAAAAAAAAGAAAAAAAGUUGAUGUAAAUUCCUCCUUUUCCUCUGGCUUAAUGAAUAUCAUUUAUUCAGUAUAAAAUCUUUAUAUGUUCCACGUUACGAAUAAAUGUACAUUAAAUCUUGUUAAGCACUGUGA
Echinops telfairi (small Madagascar hedgehog) is the source of this 6680-nucleotide messenger RNA. It is a transcript of the gene ARID1B, whose product is annotated as AT-rich interaction domain 1B. The record is from RefSeq and is a predicted model, not a curated record. Gene Ontology annotation, cellular component: brahma complex; SWI/SNF complex; nBAF complex. Gene Ontology annotation, molecular function: DNA binding; nucleosome binding. Lineage: Eukaryota; Metazoa; Chordata; Mammalia; Afrosoricida; Tenrecidae. The transcript is spliced from 20 exons. Gene Ontology annotation, biological process: regulation of transcription by RNA polymerase II; chromatin remodeling; positive regulation of DNA-templated transcription. Bases 19 to 5235 code for a protein of 1738 amino acids.